AUGUCUGAGGGAAAGAGAAAGUUUCAGGGAGAUGACAAGAAACGAAAGAAAAAGUACCGAUCUGACGGAACGCCAAUCUGGGGGAAGAGGCAUGUGGAAGGGCCUGGCGUAUGGGUGAGCUGUGUGAAAGGAAAGGAGAAACAGACAGUAGGAGAAAUCUACGAGCUGUUUGAAUCGGUAGCAGCAGAAUUGUGGGCCAAGUCAGAGGAUAAAGGCGUAGCGUCGCAUGAUUCAGAUGCCGAAAACGAAGACGCAAAUCUUAGUCUAGAAGACCAGAUCGCCAAUGAAAUCUCUGCGAUGAAACGUCCCCGUACGCAUCCUGAACAACGCUUCGCUAACUGCCAAACGAAUACGCCCUGCGUCGUCUUCAUUUCGUGUAAACCACCCGUUAAUCCCGUGGACCUGGUGGUGAAAUGCAUCAGAAACAUUGAAGAAACUGGCGUUACGCGCACACGCUACGUGCACCGCUUGGUUCCUGUUUCAGGGACCUGCGUCGCCAACCUCCCAGAAAUCCAGUCGCUGUGUCAGAGAGUCUUCGGCGACUUUUUUGACCAGCAUCCGGACACCAAAUUCAAGUACAAGAUCGAGCUUCGAGUGCGGAACCAUACCACCAUCGACCGGUCAACUUUGAUCCAGCAUGUCGCUCAAAGUGUGCCGGAAGGCCAUACGGUUGACUUAGAGAACCCUAAGCUAUUUAUUCUUGUUGAGGUGUUCAAGAGCAUAUGUGGGAUUUCAAUCGUUGAGGACUAUUAUCGUCUGCACAAAUUUAAUGUCAUGGAGAUUGCCAACGGGUCAAAGAAGCCAGACGCCGUGGCAGAAAGCCGAGUUGGGCCCGCUACUGGCAAGGAGGAGGCGGGAAAAGGCAAGACAACGUAA
Messenger RNA from Cyclocybe aegerita, 876 nucleotides. NCBI's taxonomy places the organism in Eukaryota, Fungi, Basidiomycota, Agaricomycetes, Agaricales, Hemipholiotaceae. The record is from the annotation of a GenBank genome assembly.